UGUAGGUAAUAUUACAGGUAAUAUAACGGAUUGUGUGUCUGUAAAUUUGACACACCCACUUCGCCGUGUUUUCCGAAACAUCAGCGGGUGCUAUACUGUUUUCCGUCACUCCCAGCGCCGUUUCCCAAACUCCUUCUCUUUCAUCAGCUGCUUCCCUGUUCAUGGUAUGAUAGUCAUAUUAGUGUCACCUGUUCCCUCCACAUAUGCUACUGUCCCGACUGUUAAUUUUUAAACCCUGCAACCAGAAACAGACGCUCCAUGUAUCAUGUGAGACCUGUACUUUACACCUCAACAUGGUUUAAAUCAUGAUGUUGUUGAGGCGGGACAGAGAGAGGGACCUCUGCUUUGCCUGGUUUAAACAAGGGUUUUACUACUAGAAACUAGGCUUGCAUUUUAAACGUUUUAAAGACGAAUGAAGGUAUCAUCAUCACCGGCUUAUAGGAUGAUGAUCUUUAACCUCCCAAGACCGCUGCUUGUGCUACUGCUGUGUCAGCUGAGGUUCUCCCCUGCAAUCCGACCAGCGCGCUGGGACCAGAGCGCACAUCGGGUCGGGAACCGUCCAGUUCCGACAAACUGCUCUGAAGCCUCUGCAGCGCCACCUGGCUGCGGGAGCCAGACCCACACCUUGGACCUGAGUUACAACAAUAUCUCCAGCCUCACCUGGUCAGACUUACCGUGUCGCACGUCGUGUGCAACUCGGCUUGAUCUCAGCCACAACCGCAUCCAGGAGAUCCACGACGGAGUGCGGGCUGGUCUCCCGCGUCUGAAGGAGCUAGAUCUGAGCAGUAACCUGCUGCAUACCGUGACCCAGGAGCUGUGGUCAGGGCUCCAAGCCCUGGAAGUCCUGGACCUCAGACAUAACUUCCUGACUGGGAUUCCACCAUCUGCCUUUGGCGGCCUGCGCAACCUGCAGACGGUGCUGCUGCAGAAUAACAGCCUAACGGCGAUCCCACAAGCGCUAUGCAGAGUGAGCAGCUUGCGCGUUCUCUUCCUUGCGGGAAACCGCAUCCCCAGCGUGGAUUCGAGUCUCCAGCUCUGCUCUGGGCUGCAGGAGCUGCACCUGGAGCUCAACCUGAUUUCCGAGGUGUCCCCAGAGGCCUUCUGGGGGAUGGAGAAGCUGAAGGUGCUGAACCUGAGCGCCAACCUGCUGCAAUCCAUGCCAGUCACCACCAUACGGGCCCUGAGGGAGAGGGGUGUGGCUGUCUAUCUCCAUGGCAACCCAUGGGGGCUCCACUGUGAGCAGGGGGGCCACUGCCUGGGGCUCCGCGGCACGGUGGUGAGCACACUGCAGGAGGACACAGCCUUGACGCUGCAGUGCAGAAGGAGCAGGCAUGGAGAAUUUCUGUACUGGCAAACCCCAUUCGGCCAAUGGCAGAACAGCAGUGGGCAAGGUGACCCUACCCCCCUGGAAAUCUUGGCCAAUGGCAGCUUGAGGAUUAGCCGGCCCACCCCUUAUCACAAUGGACUGUACUACUGCCUCCUUCAGGAGGGUGAAGGACAGAGCCUCCAGCCAUACAGGGUCCGAUAUGUGCCAGCCAGCCCGAAGAAGAGCAGAGACACUCAGGGCUAUCGAGGAGUGGUGUCCCAAAGCCAUUUUGAGGCUGCGGUAGUGGCUGCGGUGACUGUCACCUUCCUUGCAGGGUUCAGCCUAGGAGCCUUUAGUAGGACCUACCUUAACCGCUGUCUGCAGAAAAUGAGGGUAAAGCAAGCAAAGGAAAAUGCUGUGCACUACAAAAGGACAACCUUCCGGAAGGGUCCGGAAGCAAACAUAGAGGACUCUGUGAACAUCGAGAUUGGUGAUGAGUUGUCACGUGAGCCCAAGCAGAUCACGCCUCCCAAAAAGGCCCCACGGACCACACUGGCCGGACAAGGCGAGGAUGAUGAUUCGAACCAGGAAACACCCGGCGGAGAGGACACCCAUCCGGAACAGACGGUGCCAGGAGACUGUAACCUCCAUGGUGAUAGUGUUCAACACCCUGAGGACCAGGAGGCCACCAGAAGACAGACGAAUGACUCCUCGGAAGAGCCCAGGAAACCGCAGCCAGCCCCCCGACCGUCCAAGCGCAGGGUGAUCAAGCUGUACCACUACGACGAAGACGGGAGCCCCUACGCCCCCGUGCCGGAGGCCGAGGCCCCACUGGCAAAGCAGAGGUCGCUCUCUCUCACCCGCUUCAGCAACAUCAUGAGCGCAGGCGUGGGGCCGGACACCAGCACGCUGCCUCCCCAGGGGCCCGAGCCCGAGCCCAGCCGGCGACAGCCUGGGGGCGGCACUGCAGUGUUUGAGCUGUCAGCGUGA
Molecule: messenger RNA, 2296 nt
Organism: Paramormyrops kingsleyae
Lineage: Eukaryota; Metazoa; Chordata; Actinopteri; Osteoglossiformes; Mormyridae
Cellular component (GO): plasma membrane
Molecular function (GO): protein binding
Source: RefSeq, a predicted model, not a curated record